Molecule: messenger RNA, 1887 nt
Organism: Tympanuchus pallidicinctus (lesser prairie-chicken)
Lineage: Eukaryota; Metazoa; Chordata; Aves; Galliformes; Phasianidae
Gene: B4GALT4
Product: beta-1,4-galactosyltransferase 4
Exons: 7
Coding region: 784-1857 (357 amino acids)
Biological process (GO): carbohydrate metabolic process
Molecular function (GO): glycosyltransferase activity
Source: RefSeq, a predicted model, not a curated record
CCAGUGGCAGGACUUGUCCCAGCAACAGUGGGGCAAAGCAUCGCUUGGCCAACAGCUCUAGUGCUGUGAUGGUGAAGAGAUGCCACUGUCACUUUUGUCCUGUUGACUCUGCUGGAAGAACAGGCAUACCCUGUCCUGUUACGCUCAUCUCCAUGGGUAUAAUCAAAAGGACAGGCAGCUUGAUCUAUCCAAGAAAAAUGGCAUCUCCUACUCCAAAAAUCUCCAAAUAAAACAGGUACCAGAAAGGCUCUGAUAGAAAUCAUGGUGUGCUUUUAGGAGCAAUGCCUGAGCUGUAGUUUUUAAUAGGAUUGUUUAUUAUAGUAGUUAUUUAUAUUGCAGCACUGCUCCUGGCCUGCUGCUCGGUUCAGAUGUGCCUGAGUACCCCCCAUAUUGCUCUGCCAUGCCUUGGGGCCAGCAGAGAGGCUGGCUGCCUUUCCUUCCUGACAUGUGAGCGGAGGGAGGGGCCUGUGGGACCUCUGUACAGCCAGGGACAAGCUGGAUGUGUUGGCUUUUUGUUUUUUUAAGUCAUUCUGAGACUUUUGAGUUCACUCUUUCCUGCAGCAUGUGAAAGGUUAAGUCAUGUUUUCUGAUACUCAAAGAACAAUCAGCACUGCAAUUCCAUGAAUCGCAGAACCACAAGAAGUGCAGCUGCCCUCCCUACUUCCAGUUUCCCUUCUUUACUGUAACCUUCCUGGGACCUUUGGCUUCUUCCCUACUGAGUGCACAGUGGGGGGACCCACUGUGGGAUUUGGGGGAGGAAACAUUUUGCUGAUCGGGGGAGCAAUGGCCUUAAGCUUGUAUGUAUUUCCCUUCUUCAAUAAGUUCAGAGUGCUCCUGCUUGUCACUUUGUGUUUGCUGGUGCUAUGGGCUGUGUUCAGUUGCUUUGUGGAUUCUGGACAGACUAUUCCUAAACUCAAAAGUGUGGGGAAGCAUUUUGGAAAAAUCAUCAGCCUGGAGGAGGAAGAGGACAGUCAGAAGGAAGAAAAGAUGAAGUUAACUGAAGGAGUUCCUGCAACAAAGCCACCUCAGGGUCCCUGUCCAGCUCUGUCUCCAUAUCUGCGAGGUACCAGCAAACUGACCUUCAGUCCAUCUCUCACACUAGAAGAAGUACAAAAGGAGAACCCUCAGGUGGCCAAGGGCCGCUAUCACCCUGCAGAGUGUUCAGCAUUGCAGCGUGUGGCCAUCCUCAUCCCGCACCGCAAGCGUGAGAGGCAUCUGCUCUACCUCCUGGAGCACCUGCACCCAUUCCUGCAGAGGCAGCAGCUGGAUUAUGGCAUCUACGUUAUCCACCAGGCUGGCAGCACCACAUUUAAUCGAGCAAAACUGCUGAAUGUGGGAUACUUAGAAGCUCUAAAAGAAGAGAACUGGGACUGUUUCAUUUUCCAUGAUGUGGAUCUGGUGCCAGAGAACGACUUCAAUAUUUACAUGUGUGACAGACAACCAAAGCACCUUGUAGUUGGCCGGAACAGUACUGGAUACAGGUUACGUUACCGGGGAUAUUUUGGAGGUGUAACAGCUCUAACAAGAGACCAGUUUUCCAAGGUGAAUGGAUUCUCUAACAACUAUUGGGGUUGGGGUGGAGAAGAUGACGACCUUCGAAUCAGGGUUGAGAUGCAGAAGAUGCGAGUGAUGAGGCCAGCUGCUGCUGUAGCCAGGUACACUAUGAUCUCCCACAGCCGUGACCUUGGCAAUGAGGAGAACAGACAGAGGAUGAAGCUUCUGCGCCAGGUAUCUAAAAAGUGGAAAACAGAUGGGUUGAAUUCCUGUUCCUAUAGACUGCUGUCAGUGGAACAUAACCCUUUAUACAUCAACAUCACGGUAGAUUUCAGCGUGCAGACAAAGACCUCAAAGGGGUGAGCACCACACAGGUUUUAGGAAAUGGCAACG